Scophthalmus maximus (turbot) is the source of this 2390-nucleotide messenger RNA. It is a transcript of the gene ntan1, whose product is annotated as N-terminal asparagine amidase. The transcript has 10 exons. Gene Ontology annotation, molecular function: protein-N-terminal asparagine amidohydrolase activity. The coding region runs from base 193 to 1116 and encodes 307 amino acids. Gene Ontology annotation, biological process: ubiquitin-dependent protein catabolic process. NCBI's taxonomy places the organism in Eukaryota, Metazoa, Chordata, Actinopteri, Pleuronectiformes, Scophthalmidae. Gene Ontology annotation, cellular component: nucleus. The record is from RefSeq and is a predicted model, not a curated record.
GCGCGUCUCUUCCGGGGGGAAAACAUGUAGAAGAAGAACUUACCAGGAAGUUCGAGUCGACGGACCCUGGUUCUUCCGUCGCUGCAGAAUGUGACUAAUAUGAGAUAUUAGGCUUCAUGAACAUGUAGUCUCUGCUCUCAGUAAUAGUAUGGUAACCAGCGCUUGUUUCGGUGGAAAUAGAAAAAUUAAGAAAUGCCUUUGUUCAGUCAGAAUAGAAGGUUAGACCGCAUAAACGCCACAGCGGAACUGUUCGACAAAUAUCCACAUUUACAGGAAAAUGCGAGGACAUUCCGCGCCAAGCCGCUUGUUGACGUCGACCCAAAGUGCUUUUUGUAUGUCCAGCAAAGAGAGUUCGCCGCAACGACACCAGCAGACGAUUGCAUUUCUGUAAUUGGAUCUGAUGAUGCCACCACCUGCCAUUUGGUUGUGCUGCGACACACCGGAAGUGGAGCCGUUUGCCUCGCCCACUGUGAUGGUUCCAGCACUUGGUCUGAGGUCCCGCUCCUUGUGCAGGCCGUCACAUCACUGAGUAGUGUCAGCAAUGACGGCAGACUUGAGCUGCAUCUUGUCGGGGGAUUUAAUGACGAGUCAAAGACAUCCCAUAAACUCAGCCAUAACAUACUGGCAGCGUUUCAGAAACAGAAAGAGGAUAUUCAUCUGGAAACAUGUUGUAUCACAGAAAUGAACGACAUUGUUGUUGACGGGACUCACAGGCCGGUGGUGUAUGGAAUAGGUGUAAAUGUUAAAACGGGGGAUGUGUUCCCUUCAUCAUUCAUUCAUAAAGGACCUGCAGAGCAGCUGCGAUCAGCUCGGACCUUCACCGGCGGACAGAUGGCUGAGAUAUACGACUCCAGUCGGGGACUUGUGAAAAUUGGCCCCUGCGAGUGGUCUCCAAAUCUGGACAUUGCCUUUUGGUUGUCACAAGACGAUGACACAAUUUUAAAGUACCUGUCCACCUCUCCGAUGGCUGAACCGCCGCACUUCGUCCAGCACAUGAAGUCCACCAUCCAGUUCCUUUUAGAGCAUCCCGACUCUGAUGAACUGUUUCCUGGGGCUCAGCCCCAACUCUACCACAGGACGGAGAUGGGGGACUGGGAGAGGGUUGUCAAAUCAUAGAGGCCUACUCCCAGUUUUCUCUGAACCUUAACAUGGAACCUGAAUGGUUUUUUUUAAAUUUUUAUUAUUUACCUCUCAGUGCAUUGUAGACACUGUGACCGUUUCACCCACUGUCUGUUUUUUUGUUUUUUUUUAAGUCAUUGUGUCUUAACAACUCCAGGCUGGACCACAUGUCUGGUGAACGGCUCUCCGAACUCAUCUGGCUGGUCCAGCACAGUGAACAGAGGAAGAAUAAGUGAUUCUGUCAAUGCCUGUGACAGUUAAUUUCCACUCUUAUGAUGUGGUAUGAAGUCUGCAUCUUUCACCUCAAUGCUUGCAUGGAUUUUUUGUCUUGCUCUUUGUCCAGUUAGAACAAUGUAUACUCUUUUAGCCUAAGAACUACAACUACUGUUUUUUCCCCCCAAAGAAAAAAUUUAGUUCAUAGUAGCACAGGUUUGAAAUCAACUCAAAAUGCGAUGGCCUUCAUAUUUCUGUUGUCAGUUCCUACGGACAGGAAAUAAAACACAAAGUUGACAUGGAAGUUGUGAACGGGAUUUAAAAAUUUCAUAUGAACUGAGCAAGGAAAUUAUUGUUUUACAUUUAAAAUAUUGCUGUUCAGCAGUUUCAAGCUUCCCAAAUGUACCUGAAUGCAUUAACAAAGAUUGUAUCAUCGUAACUGCCUAAAACAAAUACAAAGCCAAUGAUUACUGAGACUACGGCAAGUUCUGCCCACUGAAGUUCUUUACCUGAUCAAAAUACUUAAACACAGAUUUUGGAAGGUAAUGGAUCAUAUAGCUUAUACUUUGGAAAUAUACACAAAAUUUUAGUAAAUAGGCGAAACACAUCUAUGUGGCCCUUUGAAUAUCGAGUUUGACCUGCCAGUGAGGCAUAAUUACAGGUGCGGAACUUGAUGCGACAACAAUGAAGAAAUUCAUUCAUUUUGGCAGUGAAGUGAAUAGUAAUUGCUAAAUUGCACCGUCGAAGAGUGGAACAAAGUUCGAAUUUCUCUACGAACGCACCGUCCUGAUGUGGUAUAUAUAAGUGGAAUAUGAUACGUCAUCACAUGCUAUACAUAACGCUGUAUACUUGGCCAUGAAUGUGUAUGUUAUUUUGAAAAUUGCAUGUGUAAAUGUGUAUGUUAAUAUACAGGGGAUUGAUACAGAUAGUUUUGAAACAGCCAAAAACAUGUUUUACUGUGUAAAGCCUUUUCAUCAUUUUGUUAUUCAGGAGGUUGCAGUGAACACACUGUACCUGUUGCUAAAUACAAGUUAUGUGACAAACCCAGUCGGAAACGA